Acanthosepion pharaonis is the source of this 474-nucleotide messenger RNA. NCBI's taxonomy places the organism in Eukaryota, Metazoa, Mollusca, Cephalopoda, Sepiida, Sepiidae. The record is from the annotation of a GenBank genome assembly.
AUGCUUUUUUCUUUAAAGGAGUGGUUUGUUUUUCCAUCAAAGUCAUUGGUGCAUUUUUCACACUACAAUAUUCAAUGUUGGAAUACUUAUAUAUUUAUUCUUUCUUUCACUAUCUUUCUUCUUUCUCUGUUUCUCCUUUACUAUGAUGUUCUUUCUUUCUUUCUCCCAAUUUCUACUUAUUUAUUCUUCUCUUUUUUUUCCUUUCCUUGUCUCUUUUUUUUUCUGUUUCUCAUAAAAGUUACUCUUUUCUCCUUCUUCAACUCGGAUCCACUUUUCCUUACUUCCCACUUUCAACUUGUUAGUUUCUUUAUCUCUCUUUCUGUUUCUCUUUCUUUUUUAUUCCCUUUUCUUUCUUUCUUUCUUUCUUUCUUUCUUUCUUUCUUUUUCUUUCUUUUCUUUUACCUUUUCUUUUUAUUCUGUCUUCUUGCAUUAUUUUAUGUAUUUGUUUUAUAUCUACUUUUUUCAUUGAUUUAA